Messenger RNA from Akanthomyces muscarius, 1608 nucleotides. RefSeq lists its product as uncharacterized. The transcript is spliced from 2 exons. Lineage: Eukaryota; Fungi; Ascomycota; Sordariomycetes; Hypocreales; Cordycipitaceae. The record is from RefSeq and is a predicted model, not a curated record. The coding region runs from base 1 to 1608 and encodes 535 amino acids.
AUGCAAGACCAGGUAGAAAGUACAGCGAACGAGGCUACCAGCCCAGUCGCAGACCCGUUUACACCACAGAUUAGAAGCUACAUUGAGCAUCUCAUUGAGCGCUUCCACGUGCCGAGCAUCUCUAUUGGUAUUAUUCAAAAUGGGCAGACUCAUCUUACAUCAUUUGGCGAUGCGCAGUUAGGCGAGAAUAAAGCUACGCCCGACUCACUCUACUACAUUGCCUCGCUCACAAAGUCCCAAACAGCCACCGCACUCCUCUCUGUUCUCGAGGGCCUCGACACCGGCAAGCGCCUUAAGGCUUGCCCUUCCCUGCCUGACAGCAUCACGCUCAAAACGAAGCUGCAGGCGCUCAUGCCUGAGGAUUUCGCGCUUGCGGACGAAUACGCCACAGCGCAUGCCACCCUCGAAGACGCGCUGGGCCACCGCCUCGGCGUGGGUGCCAACGACUCUGUCUACGGCGGGGAGGGCUACACAGUACGUGAUGCUGUGAGAGCGCUACGACAUUUGCCGAUGGUGGCGGAGCUGCGGGAGAAGCAGGAAUAUCUCAACAUGGGCUACAUGGCCAUCCAGCAUGUUAUUGAGACGCUGACAGGGAAGCCGAUUGAGGAAUCGCAUCGCGAGUAUAUAUGGGGUCCACUGGGGAUGGACUCAACGUAUCCGUCACUCCAAGAGGCCAAAGCUUCCGGAAAGCAGCUAUGUACUGGAUAUAUUUAUGAUCCUUUGGCGAAAAAGAUCAAGGAGACGGCACACGUGAAUGACUAUCCGCUCAUCGGCGGCGGAGGCUUGAUUUCCUCAAUCCGCGACAUGGCAGCCUACUUGCAUGGCGUCAUGCACAGCACGCUACCACUCGGAAAGGACUACCAGGAGAAGCUCCUCACGCCACUGUCUCUAGAUGAUCCCAGUACGCCCCAGGAGCACUGGUCCCACGGGCUGUACUGCCUCGGCUGGUCGCAGCAGACGUAUCGCGGACGGCGCGUCGUCUCGCACAAUGGCGGCAUCAACGGCUUCAAUUCGCAGCUGCUGUACCUGCCGGAUGCAAAAUGGGGCAUGGCUGUUCUCUCCAACAGCAGCCAGGGGUUUGUCGCAUGGCAGUCGCUAAAACUGCGCCUCCUGGACGACGUGCUGCGCGUGCCGCCUGCCGAGCGACAGCCGAGUCCCGAGAACGAACUCAGCGACAAGCUGGAGGGCAGCGGGAAGCAUCUCUACAAGGCGCGCGAGACCAUCUACCCACACAUUCCCAACCCACCGCUCCCUCUGACGCUGCCUCUGUCUUGCUACGCAGGGAGUUACACCGGCAACGGCCACAAGACGCUAAAGCUCAUCGUGGCGAGCCCGCGGGCGACGACACCGGUGCGGAGCGGGGUGACAGAGGUGCUGCGGACUGAGUUUACCGCGCUCGGGGAUUUUGUGUACGAGAUGGAGCACGUGUCGGGAGAUUUCUUCGUGGGGUGGGAGGAUCUCGCGGUACCAGCGGCGGCGGCGAGGGCGGCACGGCGCGUCCAGUUUGUGCUGGGUGCGGAGGGGAGCGUGGUGAGAGUCGGGAUUAAUUUUGCGCCGGCGACGGAGACGGGCGAUGAUUUGAAAAUGACUUGGUUUGACAAGGCAUAG